UCCCGAUAAUGAAUUAUUAAGUACCUAACUUUGUAACCUGGAAGGUGUGUGAUGAUUUGUCACUAGACGCAAGAGAAACUGGAAGGCUCUUUUGAUUAACGUAGGCGCCAAAUACCAGAUAAAUUAGUGCAAAUUAUUCCAUUUAUGACGCGUAAUGUUCAGCUCUGGAGAUCUUUUAUUCUGAUGAUAAUUAAAGGAUUUGGUUUCAUCUUAUUUUCUGGUAUUGAAGUAAGUAAUUCAAGAACGUUAGACUACGAAGWUCUAUCGAUGAAGUCACAAGUAAAGACAACUCGUCCGCGUCGUAUUACACUACUUGUUYUAUCUUGKACUUUCUUUUUGUUUUCAUCGUCAAAAGCAAGGACACCUGUUUAUGCUGGAUUUUUACUUAACGAGACGUGGAAAAUCACCAAUUUGAGUCUAGUGUACAACSAAAGCGUCCAAACUGUCUCUUGGUCAAUAAAAGGAAAAGGRUUCAAUAGUGUCAUGGGAGAAGGUUGUAAGGAGUUUGUCAAACAUAAGAUUGUAUCGUUGGUGGGACCUAAUAAAGGACUUUUAAGUGGAAUAGGGUAUCUCCAAUCACAAUAUCUAUCCGUCCCGUACAUUGGUAUUGGAUUGGAGCCUUCGUUUUCGUAUCACGGGUCCAACUACAUUAGUCUAGGACCCUCAAGUUCUUCCCAGACUKCAGCAAUUAUYGGACUUGCCAUUGAGUUCGGAAGCCCUUGCAUUACUCUAUUUACAACCAAAGACAACGUUUCUGCUUUAACUGCAUUACAUUUUAAAGAAAUGGCCGAAAAAAUAAAUUCAAUAAGUAUUAAAGUACAUGAAAUACUCCUUAAGGACGAUCCCGAUAGAGAUGAUUUCAUCCGCAUUUCUAAGGAAGUCCUACUCAUGAAUAAAAGUGGAGCAGGAGUUGUGGUAUUGGAUUGUAACGCUGCCCUGGCCGCGUACGUUCAAAAAGUUACGGCUUCUCUCGAAAUUCCAGUCGAGAAAUUCUUCUGGGUCGUGUUUGAUMRAACGUUCGACGGAAAUGAACAARAGAAAGURYCCAGUGUUCCAUUAGGGGUGYUGAAGYUAMAAGUGCCAUACACGAUAGAUGAUCUUGUUGCUGACGCAAUGCAGYUGAUUAAUUCAAGUAUACCGUCAGYACAUUGGUUGGCUAACUCCAAUUYAAGAAACAGUUCUUGUUCAGAUUCUCUGAAACCUUGGCUUGAUGGCAGCAAAUUAUACAAAGUGAUGACAAAUCAAUUCUUUAAUGGAAAAACCGGCUCAGUAGCGUUUACAAAUGAGGGAGAGAGAAAAGUCACUACCUUCAAGAUACUACGCAUGACAAAAGAUGGCCAACAUGGAAAGCUCUGGAAAAAAGUCGGGACAGCAGUGGACAAGAAGAUCCACCUGGAAAGUGCAUUCUGGGAAGUCAACGCAAGCUACGCAUCAAGUCAUGUGAUCAAGAUGGUUACCAGUCCCGACAAYCCUGUGGUYACAGUAAGCAGAAAAGGACUAUUACAGAAUGAGCAGUGUACUCUCUCACAACUGUGYAUUCAAUUCGAGGAGAAACCCAUCCCUGGUACUAAUAGAACUCAGGUUCAUGAGAUUAGAAAAUGCUGUAUUGGGUAUGCCAUCGAUAUUCUAGAACUUCUCAAAAAAGACCUCGGAAUUCAUGURAAGUURUACUUUGUGGAAGACAARUAUUACGGGGCAUACAAUGCAACCACAAARUCAUGGAAUGGCAUGGUUAAAGACUUAAUCGAUGGAAAAGCAGAAAUAGCGCUCACUACUCUCACUAUCAAAGAAAGUCGCUCACGUGUCAUAGAUUAUUCYGUUCCAUUUCUGUACGGAGARACCAAAAUCAUGCUUGGUAAGAAGGUCAAAAGCUGGAAUAAGAUUGAGUUUGGGUUCCUGGCUCCAUUUCACACGAAUCUCUGGAUAGUUGCCUUGGUUGUUAUYAAUUUAGUUCUUAUUGUGGUCUGGUCUUUGGACCGUAUUAGUCCUCUUGGCCAUUAUCGAUCUCAUGUAGACCGGAGGAAGCAUGCAUUUAAUAUCCCAGCCUGUAUGUCGUUCAUCUGGAGUGGUGUKUUCAAGCUGGAGCUUGAUAGCAAUGCGAGUCCGAGGAGUGYUAGUGCUCGCACUACGUCAGCUGUUUUUGCGUUUGCAAUGUUAAUGCUUGUUGCAUCGUAUACGGCGAAUCUWGCUGCAUCGCUUGUGACGACGACAGAUGUGCAAGUUACAAAUAUUAAAGACAGUAAGGUAAAUGGUGAAUUUUAG
Molecule: messenger RNA, 2262 nt
Organism: Exaiptasia diaphana
Lineage: Eukaryota; Metazoa; Cnidaria; Anthozoa; Actiniaria; Aiptasiidae
Product: glutamate receptor ionotropic, NMDA 1
Exons: 4
Coding region: 145-2262 (705 amino acids)
Biological process (GO): monoatomic ion transport; modulation of chemical synaptic transmission; synaptic transmission, glutamatergic
Cellular component (GO): postsynaptic membrane; plasma membrane
Molecular function (GO): transmitter-gated monoatomic ion channel activity involved in regulation of postsynaptic membrane potential; glutamate-gated receptor activity
Source: RefSeq, a predicted model, not a curated record